AAGAGUGUGGAGGAGACAGGGUGAGGGAAGGAGGGGAAGGAAGGAAGGAAGGAGGGAGAAGGAAGAAGGGAAAGAGAAAGAAGAAAGAAAAAAGGGAGAAAAGGAAGAAGAAAGGAAGGGAAUUAAGAGUAAAAAUUUAAUAGGGCAUUUACGGGGCAUUUAGAAAGCCACAACAUUCCUGUGAGAACAGCAUUGAAUACCCAGAGCCAUCUUUAAUAGAGAAAUCUUGAGAGAACUUAUGGCAGCCAAGCUUUAUCUCCUGGGCAGGGAGAGAGACUAAGGGUGUCUGCUUAUUAUGCCAUGAAAUUACUGGCAGAUUCCCAGAUUUCUGGUCCACUGGAUGAUUUUGACCCACACACCUUCCAACCUUCCAUGAAGCUUUAAGGAAAAGGUAAAAGUAAAGUUAAAAAUUAAGCUUUUAACUCUGACACAGCGAUGUCAAAAGAUUUGGUGAAUGAUUUAUGGGGCUAAACUUGGUAAUCCCAGAAAGUCAAUAUUGUGUAAAGUUGAGAGAAAAGUCUUCACAGAGGAAGAAGAAAUCACUUUUUGUUCCGAACCAGUUCCAGGUUUCUGUUCCUUUCGCUAUGGAUUGUCUUUCCUUGUGCACUGUUGUAAUGUUAUAACAACAGCACAGCGCGCAUGCCUGAACCUCACAAUGGUAGUCAUGGUGAAUAGCACAGAUCCACAUGGUUUGCCCAACACCUCCACAAAGAAGCUCCUGGAUAAUAUAAAGAACCCUGUGUAUAACUGGAGCCCAGAUAUCCAGGGAAUCAUCUUGAGUUCCACCUUCUAUGGUUUUGUCAUCAUCCAAGUUCCUGUUGGAUACUUCUCUGGAAUAUACUCUACAAAGAAAAUGAUUGGCUUUGCAUUAUGCCUCAGCUCUGUGUUAAGCCUACUCAUCCCACCAGCAGCUGGAAUUGGUGUAGCUUGGGUCAUUGUAUGUCGAGCAGUUCAGGGAGCAGCCCAGGGGAUAGUUGGAACAGCCCAGUUUGAAAUAUAUGUCAAAUGGGCUCCUCCCCUGGAACGAGGCCGACUUACUUCUAUGAGUACAUCAGGGUUUUUGCUGGGACCCUUUAUUGUCCUACUUGUGACUGGAGUUAUCUGUGAAUCUCUGGGCUGGCCCAUGGUCUUCUAUAUUUUUGGUGCUUGUGGCUGUGCUCUAUGUCUUCUCUGGUUCAUUCUGUUUUAUGAUGACCCCAAGGACCACCCAUGUAUAAGCAUCAGUGAAAAGGAAUACAUCACAUCCUCCCUGGUCCAGCAGGUCAGUUCAAGUAGACAAUCUCUGCCUAUCAAGGCUAUGCUUAAAUCGCUUCCAGUCUGGGCUAUUUCCAUUGGUAGUUUUACUUUUUUCUGGUCACAUAUCAUCAUGACACUAUACACGCCACUGUUUAUCAACUCCACGCUUCAUGUUAGUAUAAAAGAGAAUGGGUUUCUGUCUUCCCUUCCUUAUUUGUUUGCUUGGAUCUGUGGUAACCUAGUAGGUCAGUUAUCAGACUUCUUCCUGACCAGGAAUAUUCUCAGCGUAAUUGCUGUCCGGAAACUCUUCACAGCAGCAGGAUUUCUCCUUCCUGCAAUCUUUGGCGUAUGCCUGCCUUACCUGAGUUCCAGCUUCUACGGCAUUGUCAUUUUCCUAAUACUUGUUAGUGCAACAGGCAGCUUUUGCUUGGGUGGAGUACUUAUAAAUGGCUUGGAUAUCGCUCCCAGAUAUUUUGGAUUUAUUAAAGCAUGUUCAACUUUAAGUGGAAUGCUAGGAGGACUAAUUGCUUCCACUUUAACUGGAUUGAUCCUUAGGCAGGAUCCAGAAUCCGCCUGGUUUAAAACCUUCAUCCUGAUGGCAGCCAUUAACGUGACUGGCCUAAUUUUCUACCUUAUAGUUGCUAAAGCAGAAAUUCAGGACUGGGCUAAAGAAAGACAACACACACGUCUCUGAAGGUGAGAAGUGAUCAGAUUAAGGACAAUUUUUGAAACUGGGAAUUCAGGAGAGAGAGGAAUUAAGGAUGACUCCUCAGAUGGGGAGGAAUAAGGGGCAGGUUAAGAGAAGAGGAGACCAUGUUAAGCCUGAGAAUAUUAGACAUCCUGAUGGAAAUGGCUGUGGGACUCUGUGGGAUGCUAAGGCUGGAGAUGUAAAUUAGGGAGGCUGGGACUCUUUAACAUCAAAAGAUGAGGAUGAAAAAGAGAAGUUUGCAAAAAAGACUGGGAAGGGCCUUCAAUGAAGUAGGAAGAACAGUUGUAAAAUGGAGACUCGAAGUGAAAAAGAUUGGGAGCAAGGACCUUUGGCAAGUGCUGUAAUAUCAAGACAUUAAAUUAUAUAAGGUCUAAGAAUUUACAAAUGGGUUAGGCAAGAGGAACUUUAAAGGUAACCCUGACUAAAAUGAUUUUCAAAUGAAUGAUGGAGACAAACAGUCCAUUAAGGUGUGUUCAAGGUAUGAUACUGUGCUUUGCUUAUGUCAACUCUAUCAGUGGUAAAUAAAUGGUAGGAGAAA
Messenger RNA from Chlorocebus sabaeus (green monkey), 2483 nucleotides. The record is from RefSeq and is a predicted model, not a curated record. NCBI's taxonomy places the organism in Eukaryota, Metazoa, Chordata, Mammalia, Primates, Cercopithecidae.